Hibiscus syriacus is the source of this 2378-nucleotide messenger RNA. RefSeq lists its product as uncharacterized. The coding region runs from base 74 to 1927 and encodes 617 amino acids. The record is from RefSeq and is a predicted model, not a curated record. The transcript has 3 exons. NCBI's taxonomy places the organism in Eukaryota, Viridiplantae, Streptophyta, Magnoliopsida, Malvales, Malvaceae.
AUAUAUUUAGAGAGAGAGAGGGAGAUUUAUGAAUUCUCGAAAUCAUUUCCCAAAAUUCUAACCCCAAAAGAAAAUGGGCCCUCCGAAGAAACACUUCAUCCCUUUCCUCAUCCUCCUUGUCUUUUGCAUCCUCCUCCUCCUUUACUCCCCUCACCCGAAUUCCAUCUCUACCCAAACACUUCCUCUAAAUCCCCAGUCUAUCGCCACCACCAGAGCCGCCUCCGCCAUCCGAUCAUUUUCCCUCUCUAUCAAAGUCCUCACUUUUAACCGCCUCAAUUCCCUCACCCGCUGCCUCACCUCCCUUUCCAAAGCCCACUACGACCCCGACCUCCCAGUCCACCUCCACAUCUUCAUCGACCACUUCCCUAACCAAUCCAAAUCCGACAUCAACCUCAAACUUAAUGAGUCACUCGGAGUUCUGCGGUUCAUUGACGGGUUUGAGUGGAAAUGGGGUCAAAAGAUCGUUCAUUACAGAACCGCCAAUGUGGGUCUUCAGGCUCAAUGGUUAGACGCCUGGUGGCCUAUUUCUGAUGAUGAGUUCGCCUUUGUCGUGGAAGAUGAUUUGGAGCUUUCUCCAUUAUAUUUUAAGUAUUUGAAAGCUUUGAUAUUGAAUUUUUAUUACAAUUCUUCCAAUUUUAGUCCUUAUGUUUAUGGAGCUUCCCUUCAGCGACCAAGGUUUGUUCCAGGUAAACAUGGGAACAAGAUGCUACUGGAGAGUACCACGGGACUUUUCUUCUACCAACUGGUUGGCACUUGGGGCCAGCUUCUCUUUCCAAAGCCUUGGAAAGAGUUCAGGUUGUGGUAUGAUGAUCACAAGGCGAAAAACAUCAAGCCAUUUCUUGAUGGGAUGGUUACCACGGGUUGGUACAAAAAGAUGGGAGAAAGAAUAUGGACUCCUUGGUUCAUUAAAUUUAUUCAUUCUCGUGGCUAUUUUAAUAUCUACACGAAGUUUCCAGAUGAGAAAUCACUUAGCGUCUCUCACAGGGAUGUUGGUGUUAACUACGGAAAAACAGCAGGGCCAGAUUCUCAACUGUUGGAUGCAAAUUCUUUUGAUUCCCAUUUUCGAGAAAUGAAAUCUUUGAGUUCUAUGAAGUGGUAUGACUUCUGUUUCAGGGAAGUAGUUCCGGGAAGAAUGGCAAGGCACUUGAAUGAUCUGGAGUCUAUUCUUCCCUCAGUGCAGGCCAAGGAAACCUUUCUGCUUGUUAGCCUAUUUGGGGUGUCGGAGACAAUUACUAGAAACCUUCUUUGCAACUUUGAGAGCCAAAAUAUUUGGAAUUACAUUUUGAUCGGCCCUGCAACUGACUUUAUGUUUGAUCUUGCUCGAAGGGGACAUCCUGUGAUUGAUGCAGACCGAUUUCGCAACAGUAUAAGAUCAUCUGAAUCAAUGAGAAUUCUAGAGUCAAACGAAAGGUUUAUGAAUGAAAUUCUAUUGAAGGCUUAUGUUGUCAAAAAAGGUUUAGAAUUUGGUUAUAAUACUUGGGUAUUGGAUGGAGACAUGGUUUUUGUCAAUAAUAACCUGUUUCAUGAGUCUAUUGAUCCGACAGACUUCUAUGCAGGAGAGAGCUUGGACGUUUUUUUUGUCAAGCACUCACCUACUACUCACGAAAUAUGGACUGAUGAUUUUCUGUAUUAUAUUGGAGUCGUGGUGGUUAAAGCUUUGCCGCCAGGAGAUGGCAGAAAUUUCGCAUCUGUAAUGACAAAACAAUUGAAACAGAAGGGAAUUAGAUAUAAGCGAAUUGAUGAGAAAAGCCUGGGCAUGAAAAUCGGUAACCAAAAUCUCAAUCAAACCUUGGAGACUAAUAAAAACGUGGUUUACUGGGAUAAAGAGUUGGACAUGAAUUCCAUUCAGAAGCAGCUUCAAGAAAUGAGUCUAUGGGUCAUAGAUACUGACUCUUCCUGCAGAGCUGUAGUUUGUCACAAGUCAUAACAGUUACAGAAAUGUUCAGAAGCAUUGCAGGCAAUCAGUAGUUAAAGUAUGGCAACACAUUUGAUCACUUUUGAUGCAUGUGCUAUGAAUCAAUAUGAUGAUGCUAAAUGAGCUUUAAGAGAUUAUGUCUCGGCUGAAGGAGGUGUUGGAUUUAAGCACGGUGAGAUUGAACACAUAAGCGUCUCUAGAUUGGAAUAUGUAUGAAUUUUUUAAACUGAGAAAGCUUGGUUUUGAGGAGGCCAAGGCUGUUGGAAUCUAUUUUGUGAGUUCCCCAAAUUCUUUUAAAGGCUUAUAAUUGGAACCUAUGUUUUUUUUUAAUCUUUUGGUUUUAGGCUCUGGACCCUUAACAAGCAAUUAUAUCAUUGAUGCAUCUAUACUUUACUAUGUUGGAAAUUAGACCCGAAUUGGAGCUUUUGAAAGAAAAUAACACUGCAGUUUACUCGUUGUGAAA